AUGAAUGAGAAAAAACUAGCAGCAUGUUUCAUGUUACUGGAGUAUGCGACUAUCGGCGUUGUACUAACCGUAGGAAGCAGGCUACUAGACGGGAUGAGUUCCCGUUGCUUCGGCUUUCGCUUCCUAGGCGUAACACUCGUGGUCAUUGGUGUAACACUCUUAAUCAUGGUCUACAUUGCUUGUGCAACCAUAGAUCUUGCACCGGGUUUAGCUUUGGCAAAGUCGUUAUGUUGUUCGGUACCUUUGUUGGUUGUGUUGGUCACUUUAGGGAUCUUCGCGUUGAAGGUUAGCAGUAAAGGAGGCGGAAAGUCGUUGCCGGGGCGGUCUUAUGAUGAGUAUCAUGUAGAGUCGUACUCAAAAUGGAUGUAUAACAAGGUUAAUGAUACUUAUAAUUGGGAAAGGUAUUAUAAGAAGGUGCUUGUUAAGCAUCAUGUUUGCAAAAAGUUUGACACCCUUGAUGAGUUUCACAAAAGAAAGUUGUCUCAUUUUGAGGCUUGUUGUUGCAAGCCCCCAGAAGAUUGUAAUUUCAAUUACACAAGCCCGACCAUUUGGGUAAAGCAAGAGAAUGGAAACUACACCAACAAUGACUGUAAUAGAUGGGAUAAUGUCCCAACGACUCUAUGUUUCAAUUGCCAAUCAUGCAAGGCUGCCUUUCUUCAAGAUCUAAAGAGUAAUUGGUUUCAAGCGGGUGUAAUUUUAGUUUUGUUAGCGGCUAAACAACUCUUGCUUGUUACUUGUUUUCUUUGUAAAUUAUGCCAUGAUAAAUGA
Messenger RNA from Spinacia oleracea (spinach), 768 nucleotides. RefSeq names its product tetraspanin-7-like. Gene Ontology annotation, cellular component: membrane. The record is from RefSeq and is a predicted model, not a curated record. NCBI's taxonomy places the organism in Eukaryota, Viridiplantae, Streptophyta, Magnoliopsida, Caryophyllales, Amaranthaceae. The transcript is spliced from 2 exons. Bases 1 to 768 code for a protein of 255 amino acids. Gene Ontology annotation, biological process: auxin-activated signaling pathway.